Molecule: messenger RNA, 6160 nt
Organism: Chara braunii
Lineage: Eukaryota; Viridiplantae; Streptophyta; Charophyceae; Charales; Characeae
Source: the annotation of a GenBank genome assembly
UGAGAAAACGUUGAUUAGCAGUGCCGGUAAUGAAAAUGCCUGGCGGGUCGCACACGUCGCACACGUCGCCACUCUCGCGCUCUCCUCCCUCCUUUGGGUCUCCUUCUCCGGGGCUGAGCGCUUCCCCUUUCAGUGGCGCUGCGGCAUCCGGCAUGCAGAGGAGUGCUGAUUUCGCGCACAUUGUCCCCAUAGGCAAACGUGUGAAUGUCCCCUCGACAGACCUGCAAAAAGAAGAAUGGGGGGAAGGAACUUUCGAUGAGUAUUCCGGUGAUGACGUGGCCGAAUCUCUGAGCAACCGUGAGAUCGAGAGCGAGGACGACAAGAUGUUCCACAGGGAGCCCAAUGAAGACGACCUUCCUUACGAUAUCGAUGAAAUCAACGGCACUCGCUUGAGUGCUGUUGCUGCUCAUUCCUCUGGUACUGCUGCAGCAGCCCCUCUAGUAUUUGGAGAUGGCACUGAAGCGACGAUGGUAGCCGCGUCGAAAGCUGAUAAUGCCGCUGAAGGUGAGCCCGAUGAGGAUGAAGCAGAAGAGAACGAUGAUGAUGAUGAUGAGGAUGAUGAUGAUGAUGAUGAAGAGCAGGAGGAGAGGAGAGAGGCGGAGGGGGAGGAUUAUCGUGGAAUUGACAAUGGUGUGCUCUCUGAGGCUGAGAAUAUUUGGGAAGGAGGAGUUGGAAGGCUUCAAGUGCCAGGUGGCAGGCAGGAAGAGCAUCAGCAUCGUCAUCACCAUCAUCGUCAUCAUCAUCAUUAUCAUCAGCAGCAGGAGCAGCAGCACCAGCACGGAGAAGACAAUGGAAAUGAGAACGACGAGCAGGAUCAGCAAGAGGAGGAGGAGGAGGAGGAGGAGGAAGUGGAGGAGGAAGACGAGGAGGAGGAAGAGAAGGUGGAAUGUGAGAGUAUGGAGGGGGGGUUUAGCAGAUAUCGUCACUAUUCCGUUGGUAAUGGCGGAGCGAUGGCAUCAUCAGCAACACGACAGUUCGGUCUCAUCGAGCGCGGGGGAGGCGAUACCGAUGACCGACGAGUAAGGAUGGACCAAGAUAAGAGACAGCAACAAGAUGAACUUGCGUCGGAAGUAUGCGGAACCGAGAUCGGGUUCCGACAAGAGGGUUCUUGUGCUUUAACGAGCGACGACGAUUAUGACGAUGACGAUGAGGAUGUCGACGUGGAUGAAGAAAACUCUUGGCUGGCGCAUCCGGCGGCAGGCGUCCACAAUGGUCCCCGGCAAAAGCUGCAGGAUAGCGAUACCGACUGGCGACGAUGCUCGAUCCGUCUCGACGGUGGUGUCGUUGCGGGUGAGCUGGGGUACGUUGUCAAGCGCUCUCCCUAUACGUAUAGUGGCACUCGCGGAGGGGAAAGGGAAGCAAGCGGCCGGCGCUGUUCUGAAUCCAUGGUUGGAGCCACGUCAUCGGCGGCUGAGCCGAGAGAGAAACCUUUGGAACGUGCGAGAGCACCUCCUCUUUCGUCUUCUCCUCGCUCUCAUCCUGAUUCUCCUCGUUCUUCUGUUGCUGCCGGUGGUGCUGGUACUGGUACCGGUCCCGACUUCCUACCGUCAGCACAGCAGCAGCAGCAGCAGCAGCAGCAGCCUACCCACCCCCCCUCGCCGACCAUGAUAUUUUCUCGCUCUCCUCCGCCUCCUCUUCCUCCUCCACCUCCUCCACCUCCUCCUGCUGACAGUGUGUUCACCCCUGGUGCAGCAGCCCGUAUGUCCGAGGUUCCUGACCGCCACGCGGCUCCACUUCAUUCCGGUGCUGGUGACGCUGCGAAAGCAGCAGGGCUGCGCCGUCCACGUCGUCGCUGCAGGGGAGUAUUGCCAGUUGGAGAUGCAGCAGGGGCAGCAGCAGAUGGUGAUGGUCCCGAUCGUGCUGCCGGGAUCUCGGUCGCGGAAGUGUCGAUGACAAGGGCUCGUGCUGACGUCAGCAUGUGCAAUCGCAUGGUGGCAAGGACGGCCAAGGGCGACGAUGGUGCUGCCGAGGUGGUCGUCGAUGACCGUCCGGAUCCCGGCGUCUCCUUCGCAAGCCUGCCCCGUUCCUGCGAGGAGGAGGAGGAGGAGGAGCAGGCUCUGCCAAGGCAUGGCGAUGAGAGCAAUGCCUCCACGUCGGACUGCCUGGAGGAAAUACGGUUGACGUCUUUGGGUGACGUGGACCGACAUCCUGUGUGCACUCCAUUUUCUUCCUUGCCCCGUCGGAGUGACCUCUUGCCCGACGUUCCGCGAGCGGUUAUGUCGAUCGCGCGCAGGACGGCGGAAGAGGAGGAGGAAGGGAGAGGGCAACAGGCAGGACGGGCCGUUGAGGCAACGGCAGUGGAAGUAGGAUCUCCCGCCACCACGUCUCGUCAUCAUCUUACCCGCCGUCAUGCCGCCGCUGAGGGGAGUGCGAAAUUCCCCCCCGCGCCCAAGGCGGGAGCUAGCGGAGGACGAGGACAGGACGUAGCAGGAGCAGCAGCUCGGACAGAGAGGAACGCUGUGAGUGUCAGAGAAGGGGGGGAGUUGAGGAGGGGGGAGCCUGGUAGCUACCGCCCAUCGUCCUUUCCUUUCCCCAAGAAUGUUGAAGAUGUAGUCCAGAACAGCAAAGGAGAGCCUCGGCCGUCAAGAUCACCGGCGACGACAACCGGGGCACAAGACUGCAUGAUGAACGUGAUGAGAGUGUCUGGCGAGCGCGGCGGUGUGCAUCCCAGCGAACGACGAGGGGGCGGCCGCAGCGCGAAGAAGAAGCGUCCGCGAAAGCUGACACCCUUGAUGGGACCCAAGACGACUGCGACACGUGGGAUGGUGGAGCUGGGUGGCGCUGAGGGGGAGGGAGAGGAGGCAAGAGGAGGAAUAGGAGGAGACAGGAGCAAUGACCAUGCGACAGGAAGCAAGAUCCCGGUACUGAUUGAACCUGAAACCAGCAUCCCUUCACGCCCUCUUCGCAAACGACAAAAGAAGGACAUGGUCAAGGCGGGUUCACGAAAAACAGGAUGUGGUGCAAUCCUCUCAGAAAGACUUCUCGCCACCACGGCAGCAGCAGCGUCUUCUGCCCCCCCCGCUGCUCCUCGUCUUCCCUCCCUUUCCUACCCUCCUCCUCCUCCUCCUCCUGCUGCUGCUCCUUCCCGUACUCUUCCUCCUCCUCCUCCUCCUCCACCAACCGUUCCUUCCUCUCGGCCGUCUCUGCGUUUUCCCAGUUCGCCGCUGACGACGACGACGACGACGACGACUGAGACGGAAACAGAGACGAUUAUGACGCCCACAAUGGCAAUGGACCCCGGUGUCGGAGGGCAAGUCAAUAUCAAUACAACGAACUUGGGUCAUCAGUGGACGCCGCCUGUCUUCCCCACAAGACUCAGAGUCGUUUUCCGCAAUCCGGGCCGUGCAUCUGAUGGCUCCUCGUUAUCGGGGGGGGGCCCAGGGGAGCGGGUUGUGCAUUCGCUGGGGGGCAGGGUGGGGGGGGGUGCCACUGCGAUGGACACUGCGAUGAACACGUCGACCAGUAACAUGCAGCAGCAGGAGGAGGAGUCGGCGAAGGAGCGCGCUCAGGUUGCCGCCGAUGAUGUCGGACUCGGCCGGGUGCCUGCGGACGUGUCCGCCAACGGUCACUCAAUCGGGCCGCCCAGAGCGGGAUCGAGAUCCAGAGGGAAGGACCAUCGGACUCGUCAGUGCCUCUCUACCUAUCGAGCUGCUUCGUCGUCCGCUCCGCCGCGCCACAACGUCCCUCAUCCUCCCCCUCCCCCAGCUGUUGCUGGCGCCGCUGCUGCUGCUGCUGCUGCGGCGGCGGCGGCCCGGGGUGCCCACAGUGUCGAAGGAGGUCCUUUGCCACGACGACUCGAUCGCAAGAGGAAGGUCUCUGACCGGAACUCCUACACUCUCUUGUCCGUCAACCGCGGGGUUAAAUCCGGUGCUGCUACCUGUAAUGAGGUGGUGGAACCAGGGCGCUCAUCUGAUGCUCACGCCGAUAACGAGCGGGCGGAGGAUGGCUGCCAGAAAGGAGGUUGGUUCAGCGAGAACGUUGGCGGGAGGAGGAGGAAUCGAACGGCUACGGCUGCAGCAGCUGCUGCGGCUGCGCCUGCUGCUAAGGAGGAGGAGGAGGAGGCGGUUGGAAAGCCGCCAAGGCAGCUUCACCCUUCCAAACGUCAGAGGCCACGGCAUGCUGCAGCGGCUAUCGCAGCCGACGCCGCCGUGGAUCUCCCAUCAAUGGCUGCAGCGGCGGAUCUGAAGGCAGAAGGAGAAUCAACGGCACAGAAGCGGCGGGGUGAUCACCAUGAUCGUCAUCAACACCAUGGGAAUGAUGAUCACCCUUACCGGCGGGGGGAUCAUUCAUGUGUUAACGACGAGCACACGAGGCAGCAGCAAUCGGUCAAGAAGAAGAAUGGCGGAGGCGAGGAGGAAAAACCCAAGAGGAACUCGAAAGGAGGAGUGGUGGGGGAGAAGCGGGUGGCCGUGAAUAAGAGGAGGAGGGGGCAGGGGAAGGGCACACGCUCGAGAGCGCCACGUGUCAAUGGCCCAGCGACAGUUGGGCGCUUGGCCGAUGAAGGAGGGGCAUUGCCCGCAGAUACCGAUGAGAUGAGGGUGAACGAGGAUGGUGCAGGAGGAGGAACCACCCCUGCCGUUGAGCCAGUCCAGCAGCAGCGGUCGCGGACCGCCGCUGCUGCUCGAAAGGCUGCUACUACAGCGGCGGUCCGCGACGGCUGCUGUUCUGAUCAAAUGGCAGUUGGCGGCGAUAUGCAUCCACGUGGGUUGGCAGUUGGCUGUGAAAUGGAUUGUGGGUCCCAUCCACGUCACUUACACGUGGAUUACGACGAGGGUUGCAAUGGAGCGGUAGGCGACGUCAACCCUGAGAAGGAGAUCGGUACAGGCCGUGAUCCUCUUCCCCAUCCUCCUCCUCCUCCUCCUCUUCCUAUCACGACGAAUCCCAGAUUGUCGUCUCUGAGAAAAUCUCAUUCGCGUCGCCAUCAACGACGUUUGUUGGCGGUGAAGCUGCGGCAACCAGGAACUCCAUCGCAUGAAAUGAACGAGCGCGCGGUACUGGCGAAGGUGUUGAUUGAUCUGGCGACCGGAGCAACCGCCUGUGCGAAGCGUGGAGGGGAUACGACAGACGCGGAGGCGUUGCCACGUGGGGUAUCGCGGACUCGAUCACGGGGUCGAUCGCGCAGCAGCAGGCUAAGGGAGGAAACGGCCUGCGCAGGUGCAGAACCUGCUGCAGCCACAGCCGCAGAAGCACCAGCAGCGGCAGCAGAUCCGACGGGGAAGAUGACGAUUGGUGGUGUACCGGCUGCGGCUGGCACACCUCUCACGGCGGCGGCGGCGGCAGUGGAGGGAGCUGCGGACGCGGCGCUGGCCACGGGCGUCGCGGAAGCCGAAGCCGCCGCCGCCGCCGCCGCCGCCGCCCCCGCCGCCACGGCGACCGGCAGUGAGCAGGUUGUCACGGGUGCGGAGACGGGAGUGGUGAGCAUUCGACAGACUGCGACGUGCCAAGACGAAGUGCAGGGGCGUGCGCCGGUCGAGGGGGGGGUGGAUCAGUCAGGUGAACCUUGCACUAGCCUGGUGUCGGAGGCAGAGAGAAAGCGGUCGAAGCGCGCCGAUGCAAUCAAACGAGUGGAACUGGCUGGGGGGGUUUAUCACUGGCUGGAUCAGCUGGGGCUCAGCAAGUACAACUGCUUAUUCAGCAUACACGAAGUCGAUUGCGAGACACUGCCUCUGCUUACCAUCGAGGAUCUCAAGGACAUGGGAGUGGCGGCGGUGGGCGCUCGCAGGAAGCUCUUCCAGCACAUUUGCGACCUCUACCUACCGUCCCUUAAUACUUGACACCCACCACCAGGCAUCCGGGGCCAAUCCCUACGCCUCUGUCCGCGCCCUUUUCUCCCCGCUCUUUUCUUCCAUGAUCCGUGAAUAUCUUUCACGCCCCAAUGGCAUCACCUCGUUCGCCUCCCUCCCCCUCCCCUCCCCUCCCCUCCCCUCGCCCAACCCCUGACCUCCCUACUGCUUUCAGAACUCUCUCUCUCUCUCUCUCUCUCUCUCUCUCUGGUACUCGUGCUUAGCCGGGGAUGCGUCCCUGCGAAGUCGACAAAGCAAUGCCUAGGAUAUGAUUGGCUCUAACUUCUUGAUUGGUUGAUUGAUUGGUUGAUUGGUUGAUUGGUUGAGUGAUUGAUUGGUUGGUUGAUUGAUGAUGACAGUAAAUGUCUGAAGAAAAU